CUCUUCUUACAACAACCAGUCCCAUUUGUCAUCGCCUUUGGUGAUAUUACCAUGGUACCUCUCGAUCUUGCAGAGAGCCCUUUGUUGGCGUCCAUUCUCUUCAUUGUGACUUCAGUCACUCUGCCCCUCCUCAUCCUCAUUGUCUUCCGCCGCCAAUCUGCAUCAAACUCGUUGCCGCUUCCCGACCCUGACGAGAUUAUCAGCCUUCGUGUGUAUCCGGUUAAGUCAUGCCGCGGCUUCGAAGUCAAGUCCGCCAAGCUCUUGCGCACCGGCCUGGACCUGGACCGCAACUGGAUGUUCAUGUCAGCUGUGAACCGUGAAUUCAUCACCAUCCGACAGAACUCGGACAUGACCCUCAUCCGCACAGCUUGGAACUCCGAUACAGACGUGCUUACUAUUACUCUUCAUGAUUACAAGAUUGAGAUACCGGCUCAUCCGAGCACUGAAUGGUUGGAAAGCAACGCUGAGCUGAGUAAGGCCGAGAUUUGGGGCGAGAAGACAGACGCUUGGGAAUAUCCCGCGAGUCUAACUCAGCCGAUAUCAGAAUUCCUCAAGAUGGAUGUUCGUCUAGUGUACAAGGGACCGACGCCUCGUGUGCUACGCGGUUGUGGAGCACCUCAUCGUUUGGGACGCACUGAGGCCACCAAAUUUGCUGACAUGAUGCCCGUGCUGGUUGGAUCCAUGGCGAGCAUCACUGAGCUCAACGAGCGACUGACACAAGCGGGUGAGGACAAGAUUGACAUUGAACGGUUCCGCCCCAACAUCAUCAUCCGCGGCAGUAUCCCAUGGAAUGAGGACGGCUGGAAAUCACUGCGGAUCAACGAAGACAAACAACCUCUUGAUAUGGACGUCGUAUGUCGCUGCCUGCGAUGCCACGUACCCAAUGUCGACCCAGACACGGCCGUGAAGCACCCACGACAGCCCUGGAAUCAGCUGAUGAAGUACCGAAGAAUCGACUCGGGACUCAAGUUCAAGCCGAGCUUUGGCAUGCUCUGCGCACCGAGGACCGAGGGGACGAUCGAGGUUGGGAUGAAGUUUCGGGCUACGGCCAUGACCAACGACCACUUCUUUCUCAGUCCUAUGAAAUGA
Fusarium falciforme is the source of this 1089-nucleotide messenger RNA. RefSeq names its product MOSC domain-containing protein. The transcript is spliced from 2 exons. The record is from RefSeq and is a predicted model, not a curated record. The coding region runs from base 52 to 1089 and encodes 345 amino acids. Gene Ontology annotation, molecular function: pyridoxal phosphate binding; catalytic activity; molybdenum ion binding. NCBI's taxonomy places the organism in Eukaryota, Fungi, Ascomycota, Sordariomycetes, Hypocreales, Nectriaceae.